Phymastichus coffea is the source of this 3397-nucleotide messenger RNA. RefSeq lists its product as uncharacterized. Lineage: Eukaryota; Metazoa; Arthropoda; Insecta; Hymenoptera; Eulophidae. Bases 92 to 3169 code for a protein of 1025 amino acids. The transcript is spliced from 14 exons. The record is from RefSeq and is a predicted model, not a curated record. Gene Ontology annotation, molecular function: metal ion binding.
AGUCGGCAUUCGGUAAGGACUAUACGAUUGCGAGCAAAAGCCUUGUGCUGUGAAAAUUUGCCAAGAGCCGCGCAUUCGCAAAGUCAUAAGCAUGGCGCCUACACCCGUCGAUAGCUCACCGGCAAACAACAUGGGUGGUUUCGAGUUAAUUAGUUCCUUCAAAUCCAACGAUAUCGUUCCGGUACACAAGUACAAAUCAACAAAUACUGGACUCACCAUUGUUAUUGCUGAAGUCGAUGGUCCCGUUGUUUGCGGGUACCUGUGCGUAGCUACUGAAGCAUUUGACGAUGAUGGCUUGCCUCAUACUUUGGAGCAUCUCAUCUUCUUAGGAAGUGAGAAUUAUCCCUACAAGGGUAUUUUGGAUCUUAUGGCUAAUAGGUGUUUGGCAUCAGGAACUAAUGCAAGAACUGAUGUUGAUAUUACGUAUUAUACAAUGGAAACUGUUGGCAGUGAAGGUUUCAUGACUCUUUUACCAAUCUAUAUGGAUCAUGUUCUGUAUCCAACUCUUAAGGAUUCAGCAUAUAUCACUGAAGUACAUCAUAUCACAGGAGAUGGAGAAGAUGCUGGUGUAAUUUACUGUGAACAACAGGGAUCAGAAAAUGUUGGAGAAUAUCUAGUACACCUUGAAUUAAAAAGAGCCAUGUAUCCUGGAAAGUGUGGAUACAAAUCCAACACUGGAGGUGCUUUGAUCAAUGUGAGAGAAAGUUGUAGCAAUGAAAAAGUAAAAAAGUUCCAUAGAGAGUUUUAUCGACCAGAGAAUCUAUGUGUUAUCAUAACUGGCCAAGUGAAACAUGUAGAUGUUUUUAAAGCUUUACAACCUGUUGAAGAAAAAAUUAUAGCAAAGGGUGAUAGAGGUCCUUUUAUACAACCCUGGCAAAGUAAAGUUCCUCCAUUUAUUGAAAAUGUUACUAAAGAUAUUUUUUAUCCAUGUAAUGAUGAAGACAAUGGUAUUGUGCAUAUCGGAUGGAGAGGACCAUCGACAAUAACUCAGAGACUUGAUUUAUUAGGGUGCAGUUUAUUGAUGAAGUACUUGACUGAUACAUCAGCAAGUCCUUUACAAAAACAUUUUGUUGAAAUAGAUGAUCCAUAUGCAAGUGAUGUUCAGUACUCACUAUCAGAAAAUUCAGAAGCUAUGUUAUACCUUGCAUUCGAAAAUGUACCAAAACAGAAAAUUUCGAAAAUUUCAACUCUUUUGAUGGAUAUUUUAAAUGACAUUGCAAAAUCUGAAAGUAAAAUUGACAUGCAAAGAAUGAAUACUGUCAUUCAUAGGCAUAUUCUUGAGACAUUAAGCAAUUUGGAAAGCAGUCCCCAUGAUUCAGUAGCUUAUAUGAUUAUGGGAGAUUUCUUAUUUGGACAAACUAAGGAUGAUUUGAAUGAAAGACUGAACGAGAUUGAAAGUCUGAAAAAGCUUAAAGUAAAACCUGUGGCAUAUUGGAUAGACUUGCUCAAAACAUAUUUUGUUGAAGCACCAUCUGCUGUUAUCAAAGGUAUUCCAAGUAUUGCAAAACAAAAAGAAAAUAUGGAAAAGGAACACGAACGUGUACAAGCACAAAUAAAAAAAUUUGGACCUGAAGGUUUAAAACAGAAAGAAAUGGAAUUAUCAAAAGCUAUUGAAGAAAAUGAGCGUCCGAUUCCAGACGGAAUUUUCUUAUCUGUACCCGUUCCAAGUACAGAUUCAAUCAAUUUUCAUCAUGUUAAAAGCUACUCUACAGAAUCUAUAGAUCAACAUCCUCGAUUUAAUGUCCAAAAAUUACCAUUUUUCACUUAUUUAGAUCACGUAAAUACAAAUUUUGUAUAUAUGUUCGUCAUUAUGGAUACCUCUGAUAUUUCACUAGAGCAAAGGCCUUAUGUUCCUUUGUUGCUGGAGGCAAUAUUGGAAUGUCCAGUGUUGCGAAAUGGAAAACUGAUUCCAUAUGAGACUAUUGUUUCAGAAUUAGAAAUGGAUACAAUUGCAGUUAGCACUAGAACUGGACUUGAUAAUUCAGCCAGAUUUUCGUGUGGUUCCUACAGCCACUAUGCAAUGUUGGCUCUUCAACUUGAAUUAGCCAAGUACGCAAAGGGAGUCAAAUGGAUUAAAGACCUAUUACACAGAUCUCAGUUGGCUGCAGAAAGACUAAAAAUUAUAUCUUCCAAAAUUAUCAAUGAUGUUGCACGCAUGAAGCGUAAAGGACAUAAAGUCGUCCAUGAGCUUAUGAAAAGUCUUGUAUAUAAAAACGAAAGUAACCACUACAAUGCAAGCAUGUUACGUCAACAACAAUUCCUUACCAAAAUGUUGGAUAGAAUGAACACAGUAGAAGGUCAGAAGGAAGUAUUAGCUGAUAUUGAAGCUGUCCGAAAUAUUUUGACUUCACCGAAAAAUAUGACGCUGUAUAUAGCAGCAAACAUUGACAAAUUAUCAAUGCAAGUCGGUGAUGUUUAUGAUGCAUGGAAAGAAUUUUCUAAUGUUGAUAAUUCAAUAAAAUCCAAACUGAACAUAGUCCCAGAUUAUAAACUCAUUAAAUCUCUUUCCACGAUAGAUAUCGGUGGUUGUGUAGCUAGUUUGGGAUGUAUAGAUACCUCAUUCUUACUACAAUGCUGUCAUGGUAUUGACAAUUUCCAGCAUCCAGAUUUGGCAUCUUUAUUAGUAUGUUUGCAGUAUUUAACGCAAUUAGAGGGGCCUAUGUGGAAACAAAUUAGAGGUCAAGGUUUUUCAUACAGUUACAACAUGUAUCCAACACCAAACGAAGGUCUUUUGUAUCUGACGCUUUACAGUGCGACAAACACUGUAGGAGCUUAUAGGGAAGCUAAAGAUAUUGUGAGUAGCCAUUUGGCUGAGAGUAAAUGGGAACCGCUACUUUUUGAAUCUGCCAAAUCUUCACUAAUUUACGAGAUUGUUCAAGGCGAGAAGAGUAUUGGGGAUAUGGUUAUAAGGUCAUUGAUGUGUUACUUCAAGAAUGUACCGCAUGAUCAUAACCGCCGUAUGGUUAAAAAUAUAUCGGCUGUAACAAUUCAAGAUAUAGAACGCGUAGCGGCUAAAUAUCUCAAACCAUUAAUCGAUCCAAGUACUAGUAAGACGACAAUCGUUUGUCAUCCUCUCAAAUCGAGUGAAAUCGUCAAAGCUUUCAAGGAAUACGGGCAUGAUUUAAAAGAAUAUAAUUCUCUUGAAGAGUCCUACUUGAAUGAAUGGUAAAUAAAACCAACAUUUUUUUAUAAAUGAAUAAUGAAGACACUUACGUUAUCUCUGUAACCAAGAAAGUUCUGGUAACUAAUUGGUGCCAUUAAUUAUAAAUUAGCCAACGGUGAAAUACUGUGUUUCCUGUAUCUCGAACAUAUGUGCAUGAUAUUUUUAUGGAUUUUUUCUUUUAUAAAAUGAAGUAAUUUUCGUAAUGUAUUGAAUUUAAAGCUUUAUACGCAUUUU